Xylaria bambusicola is the source of this 2133-nucleotide messenger RNA. RefSeq lists its product as uncharacterized. Bases 330 to 1733 code for a protein of 467 amino acids. Gene Ontology annotation, molecular function: RNA polymerase II cis-regulatory region sequence-specific DNA binding; DNA-binding transcription factor activity, RNA polymerase II-specific. The record is from RefSeq and is a predicted model, not a curated record. Gene Ontology annotation, biological process: regulation of transcription by RNA polymerase II. The transcript has 4 exons. NCBI's taxonomy places the organism in Eukaryota, Fungi, Ascomycota, Sordariomycetes, Xylariales, Xylariaceae.
UGACUAGGUAAUAUAUACAUUCAACUCUUGUCCCAGAUCGGGAGGUUCUGUCUCACCUUCCAAGAGACCUCGACUAUAAUAAACCUCAUGGUCGGCACGGGCUGGUUUACACCUCACGACCUCCACCUCACAUUCAUCAACCUUUUCUAGCGUUGGGCGGUAUUUUGUUUUUACACCAGUUAGUCGCGACAUCUGUCUACUUCCAUCAACCAUAGCGCCAACGCUCCUAGCGCAACAUCAGUCUACUCAUCUUGUCACGUCCGAGAGAGUAGUUGUCUAUCUCAUCCAUCAUAGUGCGCCAGUAAUUAUACAACUAAUAAUACAACAACAUGGCCCGUCGGCCGGAGUCUGAUAACUGGCAACGAUGGCCUACACAUCAGCAAUGGCCUGCUCUAUCACCUGCUUUUGUCAUGGAACAGUCUUACGCCAUCACACCCUUGAUACCAAUGCCAACACAUCAAUACCCUGUUCACCAUGGGUUUGUCUAUGAUACAUAUGGUGCACCCGAGACUACGAAUUCAGUUGUACCUUCGGGAAAGCAGUACCUUAAUGAACGCCCAAUGCUAGACAUGAAUCCUGUGACAAUUCAUAGCUUGCCUCAGCCUAUUCCGGAUACCAACCACUUACCUAUCAAACAACACAGCCUCAGUCCUAUUAUCAAAAGCGAGUCGCAGCCCCCAGAGAAUUUGAAGGCCCCUGAAGUAAUGCCUUCAAGCACGACAGAUGGCCAAGCUUCCAAUGUCGUGUUCGCCACGGGUAUCGAUCGACUCAUGAAAGUUAUCCAGCAGAAGAACGACGGAUCUGAAGGGGAUGCGCCGGCCACGCAAACUAAGCCUAAGACCCGUGUAGGUACUAGCAGUACAGAUGGGUCUGCUAGUCGGAAGAAACCAAAGGCGGACACAGGCAACGCGGAACAGAAGGACAAACCUCAUGCCUGCCACAGAAAGAAAUGCCACAAGAGGUUCUCGCAAAUUACUCACCUCCAUAUACAUGAUCGAGCGCACACCGGGGAACGACCUCACAAAUGUACUUUUGCUGGUUGUGACAAGCGGUUCACGCAGAAAGGAAACCUACGGACACAUGAGCGCCGUCACUUGGGUGAAAGGCCUUUCAAAUGCCACUUCGCGGGAUGUACCAGGGCUUUCCCCCAGAAAGGCAACCUUGCGGCUCAUCUUGAGACACACUACAAGCGCAACAAUUUCCGUUGCAUCUUGAAAUCCUGCGGCAAAUCAUUUAGCUCGCGGGGCAACCUUAAGACACACCAGAACAACUACCACAAAGAAGAGCUCCGGGAGCUGGAGCUCAAGUUUGCCAACAUAAGGUCCGUUGCCGACAUGACCGAAGCUGACAAGGAACUUUGGGACUACUUCCUCAAUGUCCACAAGAACAGCAAUAAGGGGAUCAAGGGGCGAGGCAAAGAGUGCAGGGUCGAGCUUCUCCCUCACGCCGGUAGCCUGCCGAACCAAUAUCCGCUCCAGUCACCUGUCGAGCUCCAACAUGCUCCAUACCCCAUGUCACACGGGCUCCCUAACUCCAUGAACUUUGGUCACUUCGGCAUGCAACGGAACAACCUGGGGCAGGACUUUCUGGUCGCCCGGGGCGGGCAUGGAUACGACGUGUACGAGAUAGACCAAGCGAGCAUCUCCAGCGGCACCAUAACACCAGCUAGCUCCCCUGGUGGCAUAUACGACGACCAUCACCGUGGUCUCCCGUUUCACGAGCGGAUAUACUAACUGGGACGCGCCCUUCUUUCGAAACGCGGGACGAUAAGAUGACAUACAUAUUACCACGUGGUAAUUACUUUUUUACGACGGCAGCAAGAAUCGGCGACAAAACAGGACAAAGCCCGCCACACAUACGAGCACAUAACACUCAUAUAAAACCAACACCAGUGGAAGUGGGCGGGCCAUUAUCAACGUAAGCUGGGCGGCAUAUUUCGAAUUCUGAGAUACCAAACAUUGUUAAGACUGGACGAGGACCUUUGACUUUUUCUCACUCUGGAUUUCUCGCUUGCUAUUUUCUGCUUGGUUCCGUUCUGAUUUCUACGUUAUCGCUUCCUCUAUUUUCUCGUUUUUUCUCUCGGUACCGCAUCUAUCCAUCCCAGCAUGCAUGCUGUGGCACGCUGGGUGGCUU